AUGGCGGUGUCCUCCACACCUGGGCAGCAGGAAUAUGUUCCAGACAACACAACGGAGACGAUUUCAAAUGGGACUUUAGUUCCGGAAUCUGUUGGCAAAGAUGAUUUACGUAAGUGGCUGAACAUCCUCUCUCUGGUCAUUGCCCCAGUCGGGCUGGUGGGGAACGGCCUGGUCCUGUGGCUGCUGGGCUUCCGCAUCCAGAGGAACCACUUCUCCGUCUACAUCCUUAACCUGGCCGCGGCCGACGCCCUUGUCCUUGGUAGCUUCUUUGUGUUCUACCCGUGGGAAACUGUUAAAGCGCAUCUCUUGUACCUGUUAGAGGACUGUAUCCUAUACAUGUUCUACUGUGUGAGCAUGAGCCUGCUGGCGGCCAUCAGCACCGAGCGCUGUCUCUCCGUGCUCUUCCCCAUCUGGUACCGCUGCCACCGGCCCAAGCACACGUCCGCGGCGGUGUGCGCUGGCAUAUGGGCUCUGGCCCUCCUAUUUUCUCUCCCAUUUCUUGUCCUUGAGGAUUACUAG
This is a messenger RNA of Monodelphis domestica (gray short-tailed opossum), 519 nucleotides long. Its product is annotated as mas-related G protein-coupled receptor member X4-like. Lineage: Eukaryota; Metazoa; Chordata; Mammalia; Didelphimorphia; Didelphidae. The record is from RefSeq and is a predicted model, not a curated record. Gene Ontology annotation, molecular function: G protein-coupled receptor activity. Gene Ontology annotation, biological process: G protein-coupled receptor signaling pathway. Gene Ontology annotation, cellular component: plasma membrane.